Aspergillus terreus NIH2624 is the source of this 1149-nucleotide messenger RNA. RefSeq lists its product as uncharacterized. The record is from RefSeq and is a predicted model, not a curated record. The coding region runs from base 1 to 1149 and encodes 382 amino acids. Gene Ontology annotation, cellular component: nucleus; cytoplasm. The transcript is spliced from 3 exons. Lineage: Eukaryota; Fungi; Ascomycota; Eurotiomycetes; Eurotiales; Aspergillaceae.
AUGCGUUUCCUCUGCCUCCAUGGAAUCGGCUCCAGCGCGCAGGUUUUUGAGACCCAGUUAUCGGCCCUAACCGCUGGUUUGGGCUCCCGUUAUGAGUUUGUCUUUCUUCAGGGCGAUAUUCCUUCUGAGGCAGGACCAGGUGUCGAAGGCGUGGCAGACGGUCCAUACUAUUCGUUCUUCUCGCUCCCCACUCCAGACCAGCUGCAUGCUGCGUAUGAAGUGAUCGACCAGGCUCUGGACACUGAAGGCCCCUUUGAUGGCAUCAUGGGGUUCUCACAAGGGGCGUCGCUGGCUGCAUCCUACCUGCUUUCGAAGUCAAACCCCGAGCCACCAGUCAAAUGCGCAGUGUUCUUCUGUGCCAGUAUGCCGUUCGAUGUGGGGUCCUCCUGUUUUUGCCCCUUGGAGGACGGAAGCUUUCAGGAUGAGGUCACCGGCGAGGACGUCUCAGGGGAGAUACAGGAAACCAUCCCCGAACUCCUAGAUCGAGACAAGUAUCCAGGACAGCUGGGGCAACGCUUUCUUCGCCGAUACGAGUCAGGUAGUUCCACGGAGCUUUGCCUCCCCACUGUUCAUGUCUACUCUAGUCAGGACCCAUACUACGCUCAGUCUCAAGGUUUGGCGCGCAUGUGUCAAUCCUUCGACCGAGAAGAGGUGGUGCAUAAAGGUGGCCAUACCAUUCCUUGGGAUGAAAAGAUUACUGUUGAAAUCAUUGAGUGUAUUCGGCGAAUGAUGACAUCGGCAUCUCGUACCCAACAAUCCCUAGUCGGCUCAUGGUCGCUUCUCGAAUACCGGUCAGAGGUGCAAGACAGCGGAGUGACCAUCCAUCCAAUGGGGCAAGGAUCCCGUGGGAUUAUCACAUAUGCACCAAACGGGUAUAUGGCGGUCCAGCUUGUGCCGGCAGUCACCAAGAAAGUGAAGCACACCAUCCAUGAUCUCCUGGCAUACACCGGCCGCUACUGGUGUGAGGAGCAACCUGAUGGGGCUGUUAUGGUAAAACAUCGCCUGGAGGUGUCCUCUGAGCCCGGAAUGGAUGGGUCAAUUCAGCAAAGAUUGGUUACCCUCUCUGACAACCAGCUCACUCUGUCAUGCCCUGCCUUUGUCAAUUUGGAAGUAAGGCACACUCAUUCCCCUCCAGCCUGGCUUGCAUAA